AUGAGGAACCAUGUUUCUUCCCUCUCUUUCCUUUUCCUGUUGAUCCCUUUCCUGCCUCCGGUUCAAUGCGCCGAUACCACUUUCGCGCCAUCCUUUUACACCGAAGAGAUAUACAAGGAGCUUGAAAACCUCGCUACUCUGUUAAACAAGGACAUUAAAGCAGGUUUAGGUUUCUGCAUCAAGGAUGUGCGUAAAGAUUGGGAGGAAGCAUUUGAUUUUAAAGGAAGGUUGGAUUUCGUGGAUUCUUGUGUUAAGAAGAAAGGAGAUUUCAGAGAUAGAAUAUGUACUGCGGCUGAAAUAAGGUACUACUUCCAUGGUUUCUUGGAACAAGGGGGAACAGCUGCCAAUUACGUAAAACCUAACAAGAAUUGCAAUUUGACCUCGUGGGUCUCUGGUUGUGAACCUGGAUGGAGUUGUAGUGCUGGCAAAAAUGUUGACCUGAAAAAGGACGUUAAGGACAUUCCCUUUAGAACCAGUACAUGUCAGCCUUGUUGUGAGGGGUUUUUCUGCCCUCAAGGAUUGACUUGCAUGAUACGUUCUUACUGUCCAAUUGCAAAACUGAACAAUGAGACUGGAGUAUGUGACCCAUAUACUUAUCAAAUACCUCAGGGAGAAACAAAUCAUACUUGUGGCAGUGCUGACAUUUGGUCUGGCGUGGUGAACAAUAGUGAUAUCUUUUGUUCUGCAGGAUCAUACUGCCCAACUACAACACGUAAAGUUUCUUGUGAUAGUGGGUAUUGA
Sphenostylis stenocarpa is the source of this 741-nucleotide messenger RNA. NCBI's taxonomy places the organism in Eukaryota, Viridiplantae, Streptophyta, Magnoliopsida, Fabales, Fabaceae. The record is from the annotation of a GenBank genome assembly.